Molecule: messenger RNA, 1686 nt
Organism: Athalia rosae (coleseed sawfly)
Lineage: Eukaryota; Metazoa; Arthropoda; Insecta; Hymenoptera; Athaliidae
Product: synaptic vesicle glycoprotein 2A-like
Exons: 6
Coding region: 271-1686 (471 amino acids)
Biological process (GO): transmembrane transport
Cellular component (GO): membrane
Molecular function (GO): transmembrane transporter activity
Source: RefSeq, a predicted model, not a curated record
AACGAUUCGGCUGAAUACUUUAACUUCUCUUUUCAUGGGGCACGAUUUAAGCACCGAUGUACAAAAACCUCGUUUAUUAACGAUUGCGGCUAUAGAAAGCCGCCUAACUCAACUCUAUUAUACGCAUAAUUGUAUACACAGUUUAUUCUUUUCAUAGAUUUUCGUGCAUCGAUGGAAGGCAGGGUUCAAAAUGCAGUUGAACAAACAGGUGAUAAUUCACAAUUAUUGUUAUUGUCGAUGGUGUCGUUAUAAUUAUUGCCUUACAAACAGAUGACGUAUCGUUUCUAUUUCACUGUGAGAUCAUUUAAAGAAAAUUCAACUUCAACAGGUUACGGAAAGUUUCACUAUAAACUCUUCAUCGUUUGUUAUCUGAUAUUCAUGAACACUGGAUUCGGCACUUGUAGUACGGGACUCAUCGUUCCUGUGGCUAGUUGCGACUUUGCAAUGAGCACGAUGGACAUUGGUCGUCUGACCGCGGCGCCAAUGUUGGGCAUGGCGUUCGGAUCUUAUUUCUGGGCCUGUUUGGCAGACAUAAGAGGACGUAAGGUGGCCUUGUUAUCGGCUCUCUUCCUCGAUGCUACUGCUGGAAUUUUGUCAUCCAUUGCACCAAAUUUUUGGCUCUUCGUUGUGCUGAGAUUUUUCAACGGAUUCGCGAUCAUAGGACAAAGUGCAAUGGUAUUUCCUUAUCUUGGGGAAUUUCAACCCUCGAAAAUCAGAGAAAAAAUCCUGGCCUGGAUGGAAAUGGCCUGGACAACUGGAAUCACUAUCCUACCGCUAUUGGGGUGGCUGAUUAUUCCGAUGACGUUUAAUUUCCAAUUCUACAAAUUCAGCUUCGCAUCCCGGAAUCUUUUUGUUCUAAUAUGCGGAAUGGUACCUCUUUUGAUCGGGAUAUCACUUUGUUUUUUUCCCGAAACUCCAAAAUAUCUUAUAGAAGAUGGUCAAGAGAUGAGAGCGAUAAAAGUCCUACAGUUGAUGUACGCGGAAAAUACCAGAAAUCCUAGAGAAAAUUAUCCCGUGGAAUCAAUAACUAACAACGAGGAACAUUUGAGUGAGAAAAGUCCUCUCCUGUUAAAUGGGAACGCCGGUAGAUUCGUCGUCGCCCGUAGAACUGGAACAGCAAGAAUGAAAAAAGACAAAGAACUGAAAAAAAUGUUGAUCGAAAUGAUUAGGCACAUGGUGACGAUUUUCAAACCACCUUACCUAUUGAAAACCUUUUUAUGCGCUUCUAUUCAGUUCACAAUGACCUCGUCCUACUAUACUCUGAUGGCCUGGUUCCCUGAACUUUUCCGAAGGUUCGCAGAAUUUGAAGAAAAAUAUCCUGGAGAAUCUGCUAGUAUUUGUACAGUUUCAGAAUCGGAUUCUUCGAACAAUACGAUUUCAGACAUCCCAUGCGACAUGGAAAUUCGUAACUCCGUUUACUAUUUCACCUUUUUCUUGGGUCUGGCUUGUGUCCCGACCAGCAUCUGGCUACCCCUCUGCAUCGGAAAAUUGGGUUACCGGUUUUUUCUUGUGUUCAGCACAGUGGUGUCGGCAUGCGUGGCUUUGGCAAUGUUUUUCAUCGCAUCAUCCACACAGAAUAUUAUUCUCUCCUGCAUUUUCGAGGCUUUGACCUCCAUGGGCGUCAGUGUCGUGUAUUGCAUUCUGGUAGAUUUUUAUCCCACGCAUUUGAGGUGGGAAUUUUCGUAA